This is a messenger RNA of Syzygium oleosum, 1081 nucleotides long. RefSeq lists its product as uncharacterized. The transcript is spliced from 6 exons. The record is from RefSeq and is a predicted model, not a curated record. Gene Ontology annotation, cellular component: chloroplast. The coding region runs from base 64 to 795 and encodes 243 amino acids. NCBI's taxonomy places the organism in Eukaryota, Viridiplantae, Streptophyta, Magnoliopsida, Myrtales, Myrtaceae.
ACCGGAGAGCUUCACUUUCCGGAAACCAAAAAAAAAAAAAAAAAAAAAAAAUCGCCAACCACCAUGACGCCGUCUCUGCACCGCCUCACCUCCGCCAUUGCCACCGCUCCAGCCGCUCCUCCACUCACCCUCUUCCCUGCAAAACCACCGAACCAGAUGCCGCAAAUCCUCGCGCCUCGAGACGACGAGCGCCGCGCGCGCCUUCGCCUCCAGCACGGCAUUGCUCGCAGAGACGCCGCUCUGCUCUCGCUCCUCUCUCUCCUGCCCUCCCUCGCUCGGCCUGAACCGGCGGCCGCAUUCUCCAUCGGAAUCUCAGGACCUAAGGAGUGGCUGAAGGAGCAGAAGAAGAAGUCCUCCAAGUUCCUCUUGGCUCCGAUCGAUGCCUCCCGAGAGAGCCUGCGCGCGGCUUACCUCAUUCUCACCAAGGCUUCUGAGAGUGCGAGUGAUGAUUUGGAGGAAGUUCAGAGGUUGUUUAGGUCAGCUGCUAGGGACUGCGUGGCAGAGGACCGGAAUUCGUUCGUCGCGUUUCAAGCCAAUACAGGAGUAGAGGUCUGCACAUUCAAGUUGAUUGUGAAGAAUGCAGCUUCUUUGCUUGCCGACAAGGACCCUGUAAAGUUAGAAGCUGAAGCUAUGCUCGAUGAUCUUAUUAGAUCUUUCUCUUCUCUGAAUGGUCUCACAAGCGUGAGUGAUCUUCAAGACAUGACCUAUAGAGAGAGAGUUGCUGAUGCACUCACAAAUACCAUAUCUUCUCUGGACAAAUUCAAGCAGGGCAUCAAGGAUUGCCUUGAAAUAUGAGCUUCGGUUCUAUUCAGCAUUAAGAUCUCACUUGAAGCUUUCAGAUUUAGCUUAUAAAUCCAAUUGCAACACGGAAGAUUGUGGAAAUCUAGAAGAUGGUCCUCGGUGAUUUUCAUUGUUAUUUGCAUGGAGAGUAAAAGCAUGUAACUCCUUUUGGUAUGACAAACCAUACCUUGGUAUCGGAAGAUCCCUCUCAAUUUCUUACUUAGCAUCCCACAUGUUUCCCAUUCUUAAGAAUAUUGUAACAACGACAUGAAAAGAAACAGCCUACUUGCAUAGUCUGCCA